AUUCAUUAGUUCCUAAAAGGGUAUUUUUGUAAAGUUGCUUACUUAAAGAGCUACAAAUAAGCAGAUCUUCCAUUUGGACGCCCAAGCUUAAAACCCUAGUUGCCUCUGUCCUCUCAAGUUUCAAGCUAUUGGACGCAGCCGCGGUUUUCAGGCUUCAGUUUUUCUUUGAAGGAUGGUGAGAGUCAGUGUCUUGAAUGAUGCCCUAAAGGCCAUGUAUAAUGCAGAGAAAAGGGGCAAAAGGCAGGUCAUGAUCCGGCCAUCCUCGAAAGUGAUUAUCAAAUUUCUUUUGGUCAUGCAAAAGCAUGGUUACAUUGGUGAAUUUGAGUAUGUUGAUGAUCACAGAGCUGGAAAAAUUGUCGUUGAGCUGAAUGGAAGGCUGAACAAGUGUGGGGUUAUAAGUCCUUGUUUUGAUGUUGGAGUCAAAGAGGUUGAAGGGUGGACUGCCAGACUGCUUCCUUCUAGACAGUUUGGAUACAUUGUGUUGACUACAUCCGCUGGCAUCAUGGAUCAUGAAGAAGCGAGGAGGAAGAAUGUUGGUGGCAAAGUACUUGGCUUCUUUUACUAAGCAGAGUUUUCUGAACCAUACUUGGAAUUUUUUUGCCUUUCUGCUGAGUAUUUCUUAUUUCUCUUUGAAGGAUUCCUUUUUUGUUGUCAAUGGUUUGUUAUCAUGUCUGAUGCAAUUUAAGAAUUGGAUAGCUGAAUGUUUUGUUCUAUGGAAGUUUAGGAUGUUAUAUCUCUUCGCAAUGUUUGAAGGCGUUUCAAUGGUUGCUACUUGCUGCUAGUGUGAUACCGGAAGAUCAUUUAAACUAAACUAUGUUUUUUCUCUGGUUCUUUU
Messenger RNA from Tripterygium wilfordii, 835 nucleotides. Its product is annotated as 40S ribosomal protein S15a-1-like. Gene Ontology annotation, biological process: translation. Gene Ontology annotation, cellular component: ribosome; cytosolic small ribosomal subunit. The transcript has 4 exons. Gene Ontology annotation, molecular function: structural constituent of ribosome. Bases 173 to 565 code for a protein of 130 amino acids. The record is from RefSeq and is a predicted model, not a curated record. NCBI's taxonomy places the organism in Eukaryota, Viridiplantae, Streptophyta, Magnoliopsida, Celastrales, Celastraceae.